This is a messenger RNA of Symbiodinium necroappetens, 314 nucleotides long. NCBI's taxonomy places the organism in Eukaryota, Dinophyceae, Suessiales, Symbiodiniaceae. The record is from the annotation of a GenBank genome assembly.
GUGCUCCUCGAAUCUUUAUUGCUGGCACUCCUGUGCCGCUGAUGCUGGCCGUGAAUCUCUACGUCACAGCAGAGCUCCUGCAAAGGUCUCAGGCCCAGAAUGUGCCGUCAGAUGCCGAUGGAUAUGGCGGGCGCCCCCAAAAGGAUGCUGGUUGUGAGCGGACGAGAGGUUCGGAGGUCCCGGCUCAGACGCCUUCAAUGCCGUGUUAUUUGCCAUCGAAUCUGCCCACUCUACUUGCAGACCACUCCCCUCAAGCCCAGCUGCACGCUCCUCCAGCAUGUGGCUUUGAAGUUUUGUCUCAGUUCUGUGUAUAG